Molecule: messenger RNA, 1616 nt
Organism: Rhizophagus irregularis DAOM 181602=DAOM 197198
Lineage: Eukaryota; Fungi; Glomeromycota; Glomeromycetes; Glomerales; Glomeraceae
Source: RefSeq, a predicted model, not a curated record
AUUUCCAAUUUUAUUUUAACACAUUUUGCUAUUUAUACAUUUAUUACUCAGAAUAGAUAAACGGACGUGGCUUUUCGAAUCUUUUUUACCAAAUUAGCUUAAAUUAAUUGAUUUAAACUUUUUUAGUAUAUAUAAUAACAUUGGAGUUAUAAAAAAAGUAUAAAAUGGCUGAAUUUUUACAUUUAUUAAGUAAAAAAAAAAAAUGGCACAAUUUUCAAAGAUUAGUCUCAUAAAGGAUUGGAUUCUCGUUAUUAUAUUUAUUAUAGGAUGUUUGAUGGUUGAAAAAAUCGAGCCAUUUCAUCGAUUAUUUUCUUUGGAAGAUAAAUCGAUCCAAUUUCCUUACGCAGUAAAGGAAACCAUACCAAACUGGUUAUGUGCGAUUCUUGCAUUGAUUAUACCUUUUAUUAUUAUAACUUUUGUGGCACUUGUAAUUAAAAGAAGUUUACAUGAUUGGCAUCACGGCUCAUUAGGGUUACUUUUUAGUAUUUCGUUAGCAUUAUUAAUAACAGAAACAUUUAAGGUUCUGGUUGGACGACCAAGACCUGAUUUUAUUGAUAGAUGUCAACCAAUAAAAGGUUCAACUGAUGCCCAAGUUUACGGAUUAAGUAGUUCUGAAAUAUGCACAAGAACCGAUUUACUAAGUGAUGGAUUCAAAAGUUUCUUAUCUGGACAUUCUUCAACUUCUUUUGCUGGAUUAGGAUUUCUUACAUUCUAUUUAACGGGAAAAUUACAUAUAUUUGAUCGAAAGGGUUACACAUAUAAAGGAUUUGUUGCCGUCGCACCUUUAAUUCUUGCAAUUUGGAUUGCAAUUUCACGCACUCAAGAUUAUCGUCAUCAUUGGCAAGAUGUUCUUGCAGGAUCUAUACUUGGAUUAGUUCUUGGACUUUAUGCGUAUCAUCAGUUUUAUCCGUUAUUGUAUUUACCAGUAUCUCAUAAACCACUUUCAGUUCGAUUAAAAACGAUUAAACCUGGAUAUAAAACAAGUUUUAUGACUGAUGAUGGAUUAGAAUUUCAAAUUAGCGUGAUUAAAAAAGAUGAUAAUUUAUCUCAUAAAGAUAAUGAUGAAGUAAAAGUGGUUGUUAAUGAUAAUGUUGUAAAAGAGGAGAUUAAAGAUACAGAUUUAUAAAAUAUAAUGUAUAUACAUAAAAAUUUUAUUUAUUAAUUUCUUGAUUAAAUAUUUACUUAUAGGGUAAUACAUCAAAUAUUGGUUAUGCACUUUCGCAAUGCAUAUUUAUUUACAAAAUAUUUACAAUUUGUGGGGGGUAAAUUAUCAAUUUUAAAUUUUUAAUUUUUAAAUUCAUCGUACUUCGGAUAGUUCCGAAAUCUUUAAAAAACGCCUAGAAAUUUCUUAUCGUUAUCCAAUAUUAUCUUUAGAGUAUUCGAUUAGAAUGUUUGAUAUUCAAAAAAUAAAGUCUUAUAUUUAAAGAAAAUGUAAAAAAAAUGUAUAAACAUAAAAGGAAAAUCUAGAACCUGAUUAACCGUAUAUGAAUAAAUUAAUUGCAGGAUCGUCCGUUUGAACUAAUCCAAAUAUAGAAAAAUGGCUUUGUAAUAAUAUAAAUAAUUAAUGGAAUUGUCUUAAGACUUAAGGUUGACGAAAGAAGAAAUUUUUAUAUAUA